Molecule: messenger RNA, 936 nt
Organism: Hordeum vulgare subsp. vulgare (domesticated barley)
Lineage: Eukaryota; Viridiplantae; Streptophyta; Magnoliopsida; Poales; Poaceae
Exons: 6
Coding region: 1-936 (311 amino acids)
Source: RefSeq, a predicted model, not a curated record
AUGGGACGAUCUGCCGUCGUUUUCGUGCUAGCGGGAAAAAUUGCAGACAGUGAGUUAACCGAUAUCAUGGUAGAUAUGGAGUUAGGAGAACUGCUGAAAGACUGGAUACAUGAUUGGUCAGAUGAUGAAAAUUCAGAUCAUGGAGAUUGGGCAGAGAAUGGGAACGUAGGGGAUGAUGAUAUUGAGGAAAACAACUCCGAGGUCUCGAAUGAAGAUUACAUUAGUCAGCUAAUUUCAGGAUCUCAUAACGCGUACGACUAUUAUGGUGAAUCCGACGCGGAGACAGACCUUGAAGACGAAACAGUAGAUGCACAUGAUUCUGAAGAGUCGCAGUCGUCGGUCAACAUGAGUGAGGUGACAGAAGACGAGGGGAAAGAGAAUGUCCAAGCUAGUACGCACGUAGAUGAUCAGAGGGAUAUGCUCAUGAAGAUAAGAGAAAUGACUUUUGUGUCUGCAGAAGCGGCAUUCAACGUCUACAACAUCUAUGCUAAAGAUAAUGGUUUCAGCAUUAGAAAGGAUAAGGUCAGGUAUAGCAAAACAGAGUCACAUCAUAUGCGUUUGCGGCGGUAUGUUUGUUCUAGAGAAGGGAAACGUGACAGCAGAUUGCUAACCGAGAAAGGACGCAGCCGUAGGCUCAGACCCAAGUCAUGCUGCAACUGCGAAGCACAACUGACCGUGAAGCUUGACAAAAAGCGCGGGGUUUGGUGUGUUGGAAGUUUCGAGGACAAGCAUAGCCAUAUGUUAGGAAGACCGGACGAAUACUACGAGGACUUCGGCGACGUGGUUGUAUUUGACAACACGUACAAGAGGAAUCGCUAUGCAAACUUCUAUAUGUUGCAAGAUGAUCUUAGAAAGGUUGGCAGCAUGGAGAUUGUAGAAAGAAUGGUUGGUGACGAAGCACAACAGUUCAUCGUGUGCUGGAAGAAUAACCGGUAG